UGAGUAGUGACAUCUAGUUUGAAAGGCUCCUUCGGUCAACAUGAGCCUCAUGGUGCGGCUCGCAAAGAUCCGAGCGGCACCGGUGCUAGUGGCACGUGCGAGCUCCACUGGCAUCAACCAGUUGACCAGCUUCGUCUCGGCCACCAGUGGCGCCCUGCAAGCCAGCAGCCAACACAAGUGCAUUACCCCAAGUCAGUGGCGCUGGGUUCCUGGUGAUGAUGGAACUGGAUUGCUGCCAUUGGCAGCAGCUGUCCUGGCUGCCCAGCUUGCCUACAGCACCUACCGUGAUACAAAAGCAGAUGUGAUCACCAACAAAAUCAAUGGCAAAGAGGCGGAGGAAUUCCUGGCUGCUUCACUUCGACAAGUUUGCGGAUCGGGAAUUGAGACUCAGGUUCACAUGAAAACCGAUACCGGGUUUCGAGUUGUGGAUGCGGUUGACACUUGUCAUGGAAUACUCCACGAAUGCAAGGUCGGCAAACUCUCCAAGUCACAAAGUACAAUCGCACAACUGUCAAAGGAUCUUUCUUUGAAAGAGCAAGGUUGGAGGCCAAGGAUUCAUUUCUUCAACUCGCCAGAGACAGGCCAGGGCGGACCAACAAAACCUCUCAAAGAGUUCUUGUCUGAGAAGGGAAUUGAGUGCUUUGAGCACAAUCACACAGUGCGAGAAACGGCAGGCUCUUGUGGGCCUUGCAGUGAGUCCUUGCGCGAAAUAGCAGAUGCCGCCGUCAUAAAACCUGAGGGUUCAACAUCCCGCAAAAUUGCAAAGAUGAAGGCCACAGAGUCCAUAGAGUCUUCGGCAGCCGUGUCUCAAGCCUUAUGCGCUGUGGGAGCCCUAAACCUUGCAGUGGCUGUAGGUGCGCUGGCAGUGGCAAUGCACUCCUCUCAAGUGGUCGCAAGAAUAGAAGCAAAACAAUUACCUGAAUUGCGUAGAGAAACCGAAGAUUUGAGGUUAGCUUUGGCUACAUUUGAGGUUUCUCUGAAAGCAGAAAUUGAAAAACAUCUUGAAGGUGAGGUUUGGCACCGUUUCACGCGCUAUAGUCCCCCUGAAUCCUGGCUCUGUAAACAGCUGAAGAAGAUAGUUUCUAAAGCUGGUGAAUUUUGUUACGAGAAGGUUGGGCAGCUGCUUGGUCCUUGGAUUCUGGGAGCCCUUAGCUGUGCAUGUGCCCUAUUUUCAUGGGCAGCUGCGUUCUUGGCAGCAGGUGGCAGACAAUCUUUGAAAAUUUGGAACCAUUGCCUGGACUGGCAGCUACAAAAAGAAAUUAAAUGCAGGAAGCAAAGAGUGCAGGAUGAUAUGCGAUCUUUGCAGGAGCGCUAUCACAAGUUGAAGUGCAAGAUGGAAAAGGUUAUCAAACAGACACAGCUUCAAAAGUCAGAUAGUGAAAGUGCACGUGCAGUUGCAGCGCUGACUGCUAUAGUGGGAGGGCUAGUUACUGUUGCCUCUUUGGGUGCGGACUGCGGCGCAGGAGUAAAGCUGGGAACAGCUGGGGUUGCGGCGUCAAGCCUUGCAGCGUCCGUAGCUGGAGAGACGAUUGAAAAGUGCAAUCAGAUCCUCGACGAAGUAGAACAUUUACUUGAACUUGUUGAAGUGGAGUAUGGCUCAGUGGAGAAAACUUACAACGCCUUGAUGAGGAUCUAUGAGCUCUUGGAGAGAGAGGUCGACAUUCCCAACCCAAUACCAUCGGCCCUUCUCUGGCUGAGUCAAACCUGACUCUGAUUGUUCCGGUAUCUAUUUCGUUUCAAUGUCGCUUUUCUCAGCUACCUGUGGUGCCACUGAGUGUUCAACAAACACCAAAAGUCUGUUUGCGUAACC
Messenger RNA from Cladocopium goreaui, 1810 nucleotides. The record is from the annotation of a GenBank genome assembly. NCBI's taxonomy places the organism in Eukaryota, Dinophyceae, Suessiales, Symbiodiniaceae.